Messenger RNA from Fusarium venenatum, 2688 nucleotides. Its product is annotated as glycoside hydrolase superfamily. Gene Ontology annotation, biological process: carbohydrate metabolic process. NCBI's taxonomy places the organism in Eukaryota, Fungi, Ascomycota, Sordariomycetes, Hypocreales, Nectriaceae. Gene Ontology annotation, molecular function: hydrolase activity, hydrolyzing O-glycosyl compounds. The record is from RefSeq and is a predicted model, not a curated record.
AUGAUUGUCUUCUUGCUAUUGCUCUUUAGCACGGCUGUGGCCACUACGAACUCAAAGCUACUGGCUACCGAAUCUGGUCAGAAGGAUGCAAUCCCUAACUGGGACUUCCAACAGAUAAGCAAAGUCACCGAAAACCUCACAUCGCUUUCUUUAACCAACAUUGAUACUUCUUCCUGGCACCAUGCACCUGUAUCCCGGUGUACCCUGAUGGCCUGUCUCCUGGCCCAAGGCACCUACGAACUAGACGGUCAUGAUGGUCUCUGGUACUCCGACAAUCUCGCACAAUUCGACGACAGUCUCUUUCAUGUUCCAUGGGUUUAUCGCAAUCAAUUCAAAUUGAAAAGUGGAUAUCAAUCGCCAGAUGUCCAUUACUUCUUAGAAACCAACGGAAUCACCCCCGCUGCAGACUUGUUCCUCAAUGGGAAGCAAGUCGCCAAUAAUGUCACGCAGUCCGGUUCUUAUGGCGGCCAUACAUACGACAUCACGCCUCAUGUUGGGGAGGAAAAUGCACUUGUAGUCAAGGUGUAUCCUACAGACUAUCAAUAUGACUUCGCCGUCGGAUUCGUCGAUUGGAAUCCAUAUCCACCUGACAAUGGGACGGGAGUGUGGAGGGACAUCACUAUCAAACGGACGGGCGACGUCUUUAUGGGCGCCGUGGGCGUACUCGUCAACAUGGAUACUCCUAUCAAAUAUAAUCAAGAUCAUCACGCAGUCAUUACUGUCAAAGCUCAGGCUCGCAACUUGAAAAAGAAGCCAAUAAAGUUCGUGGCUAAAGCCAAUAUCAAGUCUCCAAAUGGAAAGACCCUCACGGUAAUAACGAAGACUCUGAGCCUUGGAGUCGGGGAAUCGACCACAGUUGAGCUUUCCGCAAAUAUCAAGAACCCAGAGGUUUGGUGGCCAGCCGCUUGGGGCGAACAGCCUUUAUACUCUGCCCAACUGACUUACUCUAUCAGACAUGACACCUCGGAUGUAAGCCCUGUCACCAAUUUUGGCAUUCGAACCGUCACUUCCGAGCUCAACUCACACAACGACACUACGUUUCUUGUGAAUGGCUACCCCAUCCAGAUCACAGGUGGUGGAUACACUUCGGACAUGUUCUUGCGGUGGGAUCCCCGCCGCUUCGAGCAUAUAGCACGCUAUACUCUAGACAUGGGCAUGAACACCAUCCGACUCGAGGGGAAAAUGGAGCAGCCAGAGCUCUACGGCAUUGCUGACAGACUUGGUCUUAUGCUCAUGGCAGGUUGGGAAUGUUGUGAUCGAUGGGAAAGUUGGCCCUAUAAUCACGACUUGUCCAUGGACCCUCCUCCUAAGUGGCAUGACGCUGACUACCAAACUGUCAACGCUUCAAUGAGGCAUGAAGCCGCAAUCAUGCAAUCCCAUCCAAGUGUCAUCGCCUUUCUUGUUGGAAGUGAUUACUGGCCCGAUGACCGGGCCACUAAAAUCUACCUGAACGGCUUACACGAUGCGGGAUGGCAAGUCCCCAUCAUAUCCUCGGCUGCGAAGCGCGGUCACCCAAAGCUUCUUGGUCCAUCCGGGAUGAAGAUGGAAGGACCUUAUGACUGGGUUCCGCCAGUCUACUGGUUUAAUAGAGAACCGACAGCCAAGAGGUUUGGAUCAUCUUUUGGAUUCGGAUCAGAGCUCGGUGCAGGUGUUGGAACGCCUACCAAAGGAAGUUUGGUCAAAUUCUUGACAGAUAACGAUAUGGAGGAUUUGUGGAAGAAGCCGAACAAAGGCCUCUACCAUAUGUCUCAGGAUACUUCUCAGUUUCACGAUCGGUCCAUCUACAACAAGGCACUGUUCAAGCGGUACGGCAAACCUACAUCUCUGGACGACUAUCUCAUUAGCGCGCAAAUGAUGGAUUAUGAAGCAAUUCGCUCUGAAUUUGAAGGCUGGGGCAGUCAUUGGAGCUCUUCCCGCCCAGCCACAGGUCUCAUCUACUGGAUGUUGAACAAUGCCUGGCCGAGUCUUCACUGGAACCAAUUCGACUAUUAUCUCCAUCCAGCUGGGACUUAUUUCGGCACCAAGAUCGCCACUCGUGUCGAGCACGUAACGUUUGAUUACUUCAACAACUUUAUCUGGGUUGUCAACCGCUCACUCAAAAAGUCCGGUCCUCGGUCGGUUCACAUUGAAUUGGUGGAUCUGAAAGGAAAACAGAUCUCUCGCCAAACUCUUCGCCUAUCCACAAAGUCUAACAAGUCUCAAAAGGUUGGCGAUAUUAGCAGCUCGAUCAAGAAAAUUGAAGAUGUCGCAGUACUUCGGUUGACCCUUGUCGAUGACGACAACAACGCGGUGCUCAGUCGCAACGCGUAUUGGCUAUCGAAACAAAACGACAUAGUAGACUGGGCAUCCACGACAUGGUACGUCUCCGACGUCAAACAGUUCGCCAAUUUUACUGCAUUAAAUGAGAUGGACCGAGCAACUGUUACUCUGGCGCCGUCCGGUGGUAAAGCUUCUGGCAAGUGGAAAAUUCGAGUAAAGAACACUAGCCCAGUUCCGGCUGUAUUCAUUCAGUUCAACCUCGUGGAUAAAGCUGGCAAUGAUGUGGCUCCGUUGACCUUGUCAGACAAUUAUUUCACUUUACUUCCACGUGAAGAGAUUGAAGUUGAGCUUGAAGACUGGUCAAAUAAGGGCGUCAAGGUGGAAAUGAUUGGGAAGAAUGUCAAAGCAUCUCAGGCUAGACUUCGCUAA